Camelina sativa (false flax) is the source of this 1698-nucleotide messenger RNA. Lineage: Eukaryota; Viridiplantae; Streptophyta; Magnoliopsida; Brassicales; Brassicaceae. The record is from RefSeq and is a predicted model, not a curated record.
UACAGAAGGAGAACUGCAUCACCCUCAAGGAUCUGAAAGGAUCCAAACUUUCAGGAAACGUAUUCAAUAUACUAUUCAACCUCAAUAAAUUCAUGGCAUUUGAGACACGUGACCCCUUUCUGAUUCGCCAGGAACGGGAGGAACCAAAUUUGACAGAAUGGGAUCGAUUUGCUCAGAGAGAGUAUUUGAGGUUGUCAAUGGAGGAAGAUGUAGAGGAAGUCUCAAACGAAAGUGCAGAUGUAUGGGAUGAACCACUUGAACCUCAAUGUUAGUUCACACUGCGUCUGAGCUCCUACCCACAAACGUAUAUCCAUGAUCAGAGAUUUGUUGGUUACUGUUGUUUCUAGACGCUCAUGGCAGUAGAGAUUCAUCACCAAUUAUUCCCAAGGAGUCUGUCAAUUUCAUGAAAUUUUGGCAUUUUUUGUUUCGGUUUCAUAUCAGGUGUCGUAACACGUUGCUGCCAUUGUUAUAAAUAGAAGAAGGUGCGAGUCACGCGUUUUAUAUGCGCGUGUUUUGUUUGUAUAUACAAUUACAGACAUAACACGAGAUAACCCUAGAAAUAUCUCUUCAUCUCUCUCUUUCCGACAACAAAAGUCAAUCUCGAUAAUUUCAAUUCCAAUUACAUACAAAGUGAAAAAAAAAAUGGCGUCCUUUAAGAUGAUGUCUUCUUCCAAUUCCGAUCUGUCUCGUCGUAAUUCUUCUUCUGCUUCAUCUUCCCCUUCUAUUAGAUCAUCGCACCAUCUCCGACCAAAUCUUCACACCGAUCACUCCAGAAUCAGUUUCGCUUACGGCGGUGGCAACGAUUACACUUUCCCCUCUGAUUCGAAGCCGUUAGAUAUGGCGGUUGAUGUUGAGCGGAGUAUCGGAGAUCGGAACAGCGUUAACAACGGUAAGAGUGUGGACGACGUUUGGAAAGAGAUCGUAUCUGGAGAGCAAAAGACGAUCAUGAUGAAAGAGGAAACACAGGAUGAUGUGAUAAUGACGCUUGAGGAUUUUUUAGCGAAAGCAGCAAUGGAUGAUGAUGGUGCUGCAGCAAACAUGGAUUCAGAUGAAAUUGAUGUGAAGAUCCCUCCUGAGAGACUAAACAACGACGGUAGCUAUACAUUCGAUUUUCCGAUGAUGCCGCAGACGCAGCCGCAGCGACACAGUUCGUUUCAGAUGAUUGAAGGAUCAUUGGGUGGAGGAGGAGGAGGAGGAAUGAGGGGAGGAAAAAGAGGGAGAGUGAUGAUGGAGGCCAUGGAUAAAGCUGCAGCUCAGAGACAGAAGAGGAUGAUCAAGAACCGCGAAUCUGCAGCUAGGUCUAGAGAGAGGAAGCAGGCUUAUCAAGUUGAGUUAGAGACUUUGGCUGCGAAAUUAGAGCAAGAGAAUGAGCAGCUUUUGAAGGAGAUUGAAGAGAGCACUAAAGAGAGAUACAAGAAGCUUAUGGAGGUUUUGAUUCCGGUCGAUGAGAAACCAAGGCCUUCCUCACGGUCUUUAAGCAGGAGCCAUUCUUUGGAAUGGUGAAGAGAGGUGUAAGUUGCAGAUUCUAGUGGUAAGAAAGAUGUAUGUAUACUUUUGUAUGUGAAUAAAAUAAAACCUAUGGGCUUGAUUUACUAUAUUGUAAUCUAUAUAGUAAAAUGAUGGUGAUAUGGUUAGCACUUAAUUUACCUUUGAAUGUCUCUCAGGGAUGUAAUGUAGAGAAUACAUAGUUUUUGCUGA